Molecule: messenger RNA, 381 nt
Organism: Thlaspi arvense
Lineage: Eukaryota; Viridiplantae; Streptophyta; Magnoliopsida; Brassicales; Brassicaceae
Source: the annotation of a GenBank genome assembly
AUGGCGGAGGAUCACGGUUUUCAGGCGCCAGAGGGCCACCGCCUUUGUGCCAACAACUGCGGAUUCUUCGGCAGCUCGGCGACGCUCAAUCUCUGCUCCAAAUGUUACCGUGACCACUGCAUGAAAGAAGAUCAGGCCAAAUCGGCCAAAUCCGCGGUCGAAAACUCUCUGUUCGCCGCCUCGCCUUCCGCGGCCGCCCCGGCAACGGCGGCGUCGUCUCCUGCCGGAUCCGUAGGGGAAUGCCGGUGCGGGACCACGUUCUGCGGGUCGCACCGGUACCCGGAGCAGCACGCGUGCACGUUCGAUUACAAAGGGAUCGGUCGAGAAGCCAUCGCCAAGGCCAACCCCGUGGUGAAGGCCAACAAGUUAGAUAAGAUAUAA